GGAGCUUGGAAACUAAAUAGAAAUCCAACAUGGCGAACCGCACGGUUUCCGAUGCAAAAACGGUAAAGGGAACAAAUCCUCAGUAUUUGGUGGAGAAAAUCACUCGUGCACGUAUUUAUGAGAAUAAAUACUGGAAGGAGCAAUGUUUUGCGCUUUCAGCGGAGCUGUUGGUGGACAAAGCAAUGGAGUUAGAUCAUGUUGGUGGUACAUAUGGUGGAAACAUCAAACCGACGCCUUUCUUAUGCCUGGUGUUAAAAAUGCUGCAAAUUCAGCCAGAGAAGGAAAUAGUUGUGGAGUUCAUCAAAAAUGAGGAUUACAAGUAUGUGCGAGCACUGGGAGCCAUGUACAUGAGGCUUGUAGGGACGUCAAUGGAUUGUUAUAAUUACCUGGAGCCACUUUACAAUGAUUACAGAAAAAUCAGAAGGAAAAAUAAGAUGGGAAAAAUGGAGCUUUCUCACAUGGAUGAGUUCAUUGAUGAGCUGCUUAGAGAAGACAGAGCCUGUGAUGUCAUUCUGCCUCGCAUUCAGAAGAGAAAUGUGCUUGAGAGUUCCAAUCAACUUGAACCAAGGAGAAGCCUUCUUGAUGAUGAUUUGGAGGACAUGGACUCAGAGUCAGAGGAGGAAGAAGAGAGGCAGGUAUGUCAAGAAUCUACUUCAAACAACAUCAAAGAAUCACAAUUCUGGUGAAUGACAGUCGAACCUCCACUAACGGCCACCCCUUUACGAUGGCCAUUUUUUUUUGUCCCGGCGGACGGUUCAUACAUCCUCUCUUAUUUUAACCUCUCAACAACGGCCCUCUCUCCAUAACGUCAACGGCAACUUAAGGUCAUUCCAGUCCACUGAAAUAGAACCUGCUCUGAGAUUUUUGU
Messenger RNA from Orbicella faveolata, 868 nucleotides. Its product is annotated as pre-mRNA-splicing factor 38A-like. Lineage: Eukaryota; Metazoa; Cnidaria; Anthozoa; Scleractinia; Merulinidae. The record is from RefSeq and is a predicted model, not a curated record.